AUGAGUGCUAUCCAGGCUGCAAAGAACCUGCUGGCUCUAGACCAACAGGAAGAACUAGAGGAUUUGCCAAAAGAUGACCCCUUGAGCACCAGUGAAGAGGAGGGGGCCAGUGAGGGAGAGAGAAAGCACCAAAAACUUCUGGAAGCAGUCAUUUCCCUUGAUAGAAAGAACGGGUGGAAACUGCCUGAGCGAUCUGAAGCUAGCCUGAAGGUGUCAGAGUUCAAUGUCAGUUCUGAAGGGUCAGGAGAAAAACUGGUCCUUUCCGAUCUGUUUGAGUCUAUUAAAGCACCAUCCUCACUGGCCACAGUGAAAAGGCAACUCAAUAGAGUCAAAUCAAAGAAGAUUGUAGAGUUACCCCGUAGUGAAGAGGAAGCAGAACGGAUCCACAGGGAGGUGGCGUUCAGUCAAACCUCACGAGCCCUUUCCAAAUGGGAGCCUGUUGUUCUGAAGAACCGGCGAGCGAAGCAGCUGGUUUUUCCCCUAAACCAGGAGUCGGCGGCCUUUGCCCCUCUGGAACAUGUGUUCAGUGGCUGGAAGGCAAGAACACCCCUGGAGCAGGAAAUUUUUAACCUCCUGCAUAAGAACAAGCAGCCAGUGGCAGAGCCUUUGCUUACUCCCGUGGAAAAGGCCAUUCUCGAAGCCAUGAGCCUGGAGGAGGCUAAGAUGCGCCGAAGCGAGCUUCAGAAGGCCCGCGCCCUGCAGUCUUACUAUGAGGCCAGGGCUCGAAGAGAGAGGAAAAUCAAAAGCAAGAAGUACCACAAAGUUCUGAAGAAAGAAAAGGCCAAGACAUCCCUGAAAGAGUUUGAGGCGCUGCAGAAGGUCCAUCCUAAUGCAGCAUUGGGGCUAUUGGAAAAAAUUGAAAGCACCAGAAUGAUGGAGCGAAUGAGCCUCAGGCACCAGAACACAGGGAAGUGGGCAAGGUCAAAGGCAAUUAUGGCCCAGUACCACCUGGAGACUCGCCAGGCCAAGCAGGAACAAUUGGCCAGGAACAAAGAACUGAUACAGAAACUCCGGGCAACCUCCGAGAGCGAGGAGGAGCGGGAGGGAGGGGAGCGCCUUGUCCCUGAUGCGGUGAACGAGGUACCGAUGGAUGGACACGCUCCAAACCCCUGGAUCCUUGGCAGUCUCUCUGGCGACACAAGAGAGGAGAAAACUCAGAAGCCCCCAGAACAACUUUCAGAGACUGCGGCCCCCAAGGCUUCUGAAAGCAAGGAAGCAGGAGAAUCCGUGGCAGAGGAAAUUUUGUUGAAAGAAUUUGAGGAAAGACAGUCACUUAGGAAAAUGUCUGGGCUCAGCCAGGACGCUGAGCUGGGGGGCAGUCAAGAAGCAAAAGAUUUUAGCAGCUGGGAGUUGCUGUCUAAAUUGAGGACACUCCCUCCGAAACUCAACAAGGAACACCAUCCAUCAGGGAAGCAGCAGAAGAAAAUGAAGGAACAAGUGAUUGAUCUGCAGAAACUCCUCACCGUAGACUCUUCCAGGAGGUCUCCAGCAGCUCCCACCACAGCGGAGGGGACGGGAGGUGAGGAAGACAGUCAGAAGCAGAUGAUAGAGGAAGCUUUUGCUGGGGAUGAUGUUAUCGGAGACUUCUUCAAAGAGAAGAGGGAAGCUGUGGAGGCCGGGAAGCCGAAGGACACAGACCUGACCCUGCCUGGCUGGGGCGAGUGGGGUGGCGUGUGCCCAAAGCCCAGUGCCCAGAAGCGACACAGGUUUCUCAUUAAAGCCCCUGAGGGUCCCCCAAGAAAAGACAAGGAUUUGCCAAAUGUGAUUAUAAACGAGAAUCGAAACAUCCAGGCAGCAGCCCACCGGGUACGGGUGCUUCCCUAUCCUUUCGCCUAUUGUCAGCAAUUUGAAAGGACCCUCCAGACCCCCACAGGAUGUAUGUGGAACACCCAGAGGGCCUUCCAGAGUCUGACCGCUCCCACAGUUGUCACCAAGCCAGGCCAUAUCAUAGCGCCUAUGAGAGCAGAGGAUGUGGGCUACCGGCCUUCCUCAGGGCUGGACCUCUCUGUCACACGGAGGAAUCCAAAGCCACUCCCUGUGCAGCAUAGGAACAACUGA
Molecule: messenger RNA, 2058 nt
Organism: Talpa occidentalis (Iberian mole)
Lineage: Eukaryota; Metazoa; Chordata; Mammalia; Eulipotyphla; Talpidae
Product: U3 small nucleolar RNA-associated protein 14 homolog A-like
Exons: 2
Coding region: 1-2058 (685 amino acids)
Biological process (GO): rRNA processing
Cellular component (GO): small-subunit processome; nucleolus
Source: RefSeq, a predicted model, not a curated record